Messenger RNA from Rhodamnia argentea, 1265 nucleotides. Its product is annotated as GEM-like protein 4. The coding region runs from base 159 to 836 and encodes 225 amino acids. NCBI's taxonomy places the organism in Eukaryota, Viridiplantae, Streptophyta, Magnoliopsida, Myrtales, Myrtaceae. The record is from RefSeq and is a predicted model, not a curated record. The transcript has 5 exons.
UGAGUUUUGGUGGAAUGAGAGUGACGUGGAAUUAACAGGAUCCCUGAGGAGCUUUUUAUAUAUAUUUCAUAACUUCACUUUCUCUCGCAGAGGGACAAGAAUAACAAGAAGAGAAGAGGAAGCUGCUUUUGUGGGGAGGGAGAGAGCAGGGGAGGGAGAUGAAGGAACAAAUCAUGGGGAGUCCAUUGAUGAUGAGGUCAUACGAGAGCACUCCAGAGAGACCCUUCUCUGUGUCCGAACCGGUCAGUCUGCUCCAAAGCCCCUCUUCCUCGGAUGGCUUCAACUCCUUCAAGAUCGAUGAGGAGGAGACCUACCUGGGGCACCAGAGAAAGAUGGGCAGGAAGAGCAGCAGUUUCGCCUUCCGGGUCCGGGACCACGUGAAGCUGGGGCCGAAGUUGUCGGAGACGGUGAAGGGCAAGCUGAGAUUGGGGGUAAAGAUCGUGCAAGGAGGAGGGAGAGACAGCAUAUUCAAGCAGGUGUUUGGGAUGGAGGAAGGGGAGGAGUUCCUCAAGGCCUCGCAGUGCUACCUGUCGACCACCGCCGGUCCAAUUGCAGGCCUCCUCUUCAUCUCCACCAAGAAGAUUGCCUUCUGCAGCGAGAGAUCCAUCACCUUCCCUUCCCAUAAUGGGAAGCUAGUGAGAUCACCUUACAAGGUUUUGAUACCGACUGAGAAGAUAAAGCAAGCGAACCGGAGCGAGAACGUGAACAACCCGGCGCAGAAGUACAUAGAGAUACUCACCGAAGAUGACUACGAGUUCUGGUUCAUGGGGUUCCUGAGGUACGAGAAGGCCUUCAAGAAUCUUGAGAAGGCCAUGACAGUGGCUAAUAGAAUGUAAAGGGAAGCAACAGAGAUGAUGUUGUUCAACUUAGUGAGAUUAGCGAACUCCCCUGUGCUGUCCUAGUGAAAUGUGUUUCAGAUGCAGGGCAUGGAAAGAGUGCACUGUAGCAGAACAUCCAAUUUUGUGUCAUUAGCAUCAAGUGCUUUUAGAUGGGAGAAUAAUAAUACAUGUGACUGUUCUCUAUUAUGCAAAUUGCAAAAUAUAUUCAAAUCGAACACCAUGCGGUUAAUGUUGUUUCUUGAAUUAUUCAAGAACAAACAUGUUAGGAUGGAGAGCAACUUAUUUUAACUCGAGAGAUUUAUUCAUCUCUGCCAAAAGCAAGUGAAAGCAUAAAGUAUGCAAGAAAUAACUAGCGUAAAUUACUUGACCUGUUCUUUCACAAGCAGUCUAAAGGAUUAUAAGAAUGUGUUCGAUCAAUUUACAUGG